AUGUUGGAGAUCCGUCAGGAGGUUGGAGCAAAUCCGGAGACUCUGAAUGUUCCGACUCAGGACCGAGCUUCCAGGAUGGGAGUGGUCAAGGGUGAGUGUGCUGAAAUCCAGGCUGGAGCUGAGACAGUUGGGAUGGAAGGUGACAUUGGGAAGUGGGGAGAUAUGACAAACAUGGCUGGUCCCUCCACUGGCUGUAGGGUGGAAGAUGACACCACUUCAAGUGAUAGUGGUGAUCUGGACCUGCAAGGGCCUGGCAACGUGUCUCAGACGUGUCAGAUCUAUCCAAGAGAUGUUGACCAAGUUACAAUGUCUGAAGCCCUCAUAGUUGAGACUCUUGCAGCAUAUGUCCCAAGGUGCAUGUUGUAG
This is a messenger RNA of Cantharellus anzutake, 366 nucleotides long. RefSeq lists its product as uncharacterized. The transcript has 2 exons. The record is from RefSeq and is a predicted model, not a curated record. Lineage: Eukaryota; Fungi; Basidiomycota; Agaricomycetes; Cantharellales; Hydnaceae. Bases 1 to 366 code for a protein of 121 amino acids.